AUGCUGGAAGACGCCGACGGAUUGUCCCCUGUAACAACGUUUAUCGAGACUGUGAACUCUACAGUUGAUCCACAACUGCUCUACCAAUGCAUCGAUGAAGAUGCCGUAGUCAUCGAAGUAACCUUCGGCCCUCGUGGCUCCAUUGCCUUUGCACUGACUCGAGAAGGCUUCAACAAAUACACUACGGACCAACACGCACAGUCGACAUGCGCAGACCAACCAUGCGGAUAA
Messenger RNA from Penicillium canescens, 231 nucleotides. RefSeq lists its product as uncharacterized. The record is from RefSeq and is a predicted model, not a curated record. The transcript has a single exon. The coding region runs from base 1 to 231 and encodes 76 amino acids. Lineage: Eukaryota; Fungi; Ascomycota; Eurotiomycetes; Eurotiales; Aspergillaceae.